Messenger RNA from Cadophora gregata, 3396 nucleotides. RefSeq lists its product as uncharacterized. The transcript has 2 exons. Lineage: Eukaryota; Fungi; Ascomycota; Leotiomycetes; Helotiales; Ploettnerulaceae. The record is from RefSeq and is a predicted model, not a curated record. Gene Ontology annotation, molecular function: protein binding. Bases 919 to 2382 code for a protein of 487 amino acids.
ACCUUGCCUUUACUGUACUGCGCUGACUGCACAACGAUUUCACACCCCAGGACCCAGGGAGCAUCAACAUCCGGUCGCACAGCUCUCCGCCAGUCGUGUAAUGUACUCGUGAUUUCGCAGGACUUCAGGUACCUAAGACCUUCAUAAAGUCACAUUUAAGGCCAGGAAGCAUUCCUUUGAGUCUGGUAUCCCCACGUGACUACUAUAUCUGCUCGGUACCUAGGUACCUAAGGUACUACCUCUAGGUAUCAAGGGAAGCUUCCCGAGCACCCACGACUUGCGAUGGCGAAAGACAAGAAAGGAGUCAGCGAGGGCAAGAAAGCCAAGAAAGCAGAAAAGAAGCUGAAGCAAGAGAAGAAAGGAGAAAAGAAAGAGAAAGUCAAGAAGUCAAAGGCAGAAGACAGCGAUGCUGAGGACGUGGACCUCGAUGCCGUUCUUGCUGAGUAUGCAAAGAAGCAAGAGCAAUUUCUCAAGGUCACCGAGUCUCCGUGUGAUCCUCCAAGAGCUCGUGCCUACGCUACUUUCAUAGCUUCGCCUGCGAAUGAUAAUGAGCUAUUUCUUUUCGGCGGAGAAUACUUCAAUGGUGCUCUGGCAACAUUUUUCAACGAUCUCUAUGUUUAUCAGAUCAAUAAAGACGAGUGGCAUUUGGUUACAUCACCGAAUACACCACUUCCAAGAUCUGGGCAUGCAUGGUGUCGCGGAGGAAAUUCCGGAGGAGUUUACAUGUUUGGUGGAGAAUUUAGCUCUCCGAAGCAGGGAACAUUCUAUCAUUAUAACGAUGUAAGCAAAUACCAUUCAUAUGUACUGUAAUCAGAUACUGACUUCUAAUUAUAGUUCUGGCGUUUCGAACCAUCCAACCGAGAGUGGACAAGGAUUGAGACCAAGGGCAAGUCACCACCAGCGAGAAGUGGGCAUCGUAUGACCUUCUUCAAGAACUACAUCAUUCUGUUCGGCGGCUUCCAAGACACUUCUCAACAGACGAAAUAUCUAAGCGAUCUCUGGAUCUAUGAUACGAAUAGCUAUGUGUGGCAUAACCCUGUUUUGCCUCUGGCGACUCAGAAGCCGGAUGCUCGGUCGUCAUUCUCCUUCCUGCCUCAUGAGUCUGGAGCCGUGCUUUACGGAGGCUACUCACGAGUCAAGGCUACUGUUACCGGUAAACAAACCAAAGGUGGGGGCCAAGCUCAGAGAAACGUCCUCAAGCCAUCAGUCCACGAAGAUUGCUUUUUCCUCCGCAUCAUCCAGCCUGCUACAGAUGCACCUCUCAAUACCCUGCCGACUGUAAGAUGGGAGCGAAGAAAGAAGCCAGCAAACGCACCAAAUCCUCCACGCGCAGGAUCUACUAUGGCACAUCAUAAGGGCCGAGGCAUAGCUUUUGGAGGUGUGCAUGAUGUUGAAGAGAGCGAGGAGGGUAUUGACAGCGAGUUCUUCAAUACUUUGUUCGCUUGGAACAUUGAACGAAAUCGAUACUUUCCUCUUGCUUUGAGAAAAUCACGUGUCAACCAACGCAAACCUCAAGAGGUACGAGGGGGUCGUCGUGGGAGAGGGCAAGCGAAUGAAGAUGAGCUCCUUCGGAACCUGGCGGCGCUUGAGACGGGAAAGUCUCUAGAUUUUACCGAUGAGAUGGACAUUGAAAAGCCGAAAGAUGUGUCUGAUGAGUCGCCAUUGCCAAGCAAAGAAAUAUUGAUGGAGUUCCCACAUCCGAGAUUUAACGCCCAGUUAGCAGUCCAAGACGAUGUUCUGUAUAUCUAUGGUGGUACAUUUGACAAGGGCGAUCGAGAGUUUAUAUUCGACGAGAUGUACGCCAUUGAUCUCGGCAAACUUGACGGCGUCAAGCAGAUCUUCCGCCGUGAACCUGAGAACUGGCUGGGUAGUGACGAUGAGGAGAGUGAUGAUGAGGACGACGAGGAAGACGAGGAGAGAGAUGUCAAGAUGACUGAUGAAAAGCCUCUGCAUACGGAAAGUACCCGCAAGUCGAAGCGUAAGGAGAAACUUUCAGCAGCCUUCGAUGAAGGUAGUGAGACCUCGUCAGCGCCAUCCACUACCUUCGAUGACACGCCAGAUAAUGCUACAAAUGCGACGUCUGCUGAUGACAGCUUACCGCACCCUCGGCCAUUUGAGUCUCGAAGAGAUUUCUUCCAAAGAAGCGGUAACGAGUGGCAGGAGGCACUGAUGACUAGUUUGAGAUGGAAAAGUAUUCAGCCGGAAUCUCUAUCGGUUAAGGAAAUUAAGACAAAGGCGUUCGAGAUGAGUGAAGAGAAAUGGUGGGAUUGCCGUGAGGAGAUUACUGCCUUGGAGGACGAGCAAGAGGCUGCUGGUAUUGGUGAGGUAGUUACCUUGGCAGAUCGAACUGAAGCCAGUGGCGGUGCAGGGAGACGACGAUAAGGAUUGUUGUGAGCCCCUCCGCUAGGCAGAUACGUAAAGCUUGGUUCAUCACUAAAAGGUUCAGUUCGGAUGUUCCCGCUAAACUUUGUGACAUUGAGAGUUUUGCUUCUUCCAUAAUUGGGAAUCUGUCCGCCUCAAACCCAGAUGUCAACAAAAAGUUCGCUUAUACUUCUGUAAGGUCUAGCUAGCUAGACCUCCUUAACAAAGCCCACCUCAAUAACCCGAUCAGGCUGAACCCUCAAGUUCGCGAUCUUCGUACGAGUAUUAUCCCUGAGCCACAAAAAUGCAUGUAACAUAGCCUUCCUCCACCAGCCCGUACCACUCUUAACUCUCAUCUGCUCCUUUCCAAUGAUGUACAAAACCUGUCUAUCGAAAGCAUGUUGCAAUUUCGCCAAGUCUUUUGCGAUCGUCUCAUCGGUUGCAAGAGACUUCAUCUCAUGUCGCUUCUCAUCAUUUCUCGGAAGAGGUGUGAAAGCUACAUCUUGUGUCUGGAUAGACGUCGAGGGAGUCGAUUUGAGAGAGUCACCUUGGCAGACAAUAAAGUUGCGGACUUGUUCGCAGACAAGGGAGGCAAGGUCGGGGGUGAUCACUUCAUCCAUGUAGCCGUGGCGGACGACGAGGCGGUAGCAGUUCGGGAUGGCGACGCGGGUUACGGUGUAACGAUCUUCUGGAGCUAUGGAGGGUGUUUCGAGAGGACGAAGAUGGAAGAAUACCAUGAUCUAGGUUUGAGUGAGCAUCUGACAUACCUUUACGCUCUUUGCGCAACUGAAUAUUCUAGCGAUCAAAGACUUCGAGACUUACCUCAGGGGCAGCAACGAGCUUGCUCAAGAACUGGGUAAAUACCGCUGGGGUAGUCUCUCCAGCUUUGUCGAAGAAAAUACCAAAGCCUUUGAUGGAGCUCAAGUCAUCACCGCCGUACAACUGCGUAAGUUUAAUUGCUCCAUCGUCUCCCUUCUCGACAAGAUGUGUAGUCGCGACGCGAUCUUCAGCCUCGGAGCACCACUGCUGUUCCUU